UCACUUGCUUGUCCCACUGUCGCAUCAACUGUGUUCUGCAUUUCUGAUGGAAUAAUUUUUACAGAAGCUCAGCAACAUGGUAAAGAUAAAAUGGUGGCUGUUCUUGUGGAUGGUCCUGACUUCUUUGCUCUUUGAUCUUUGCUCUGUUCACAGUCCCAAGUGUGAAGGGAAAUCCGAAAGAUGUGAAUCUCCAUGGAAUAGCACGAACAGCAAGGGACAACUUAAGCAAAUGCAACAAUAUAUAAACGAGAAAAUAAAAAACUUGGUAAACUGCCAAAAGUUGUCCCUCUGUAAUGGUGUGGGUUUAAUGCACAAACCCAGUCACCCCUUUAAAGGCCUUGAACUUCAAGCCAGUGAUACCGAGGUAAUGCUGGACGGGCCUGUCCUAAACAGCAAAGUGACUGUACAACUGCCAAAAGAGCUAGAUGCCGGACCAAACAAUGGCAUUACCUUUCUAAUGCUUUACUCAACAAACUGGCUUGAUUUGGAACCCUCGGUUAACCUGUAUGAGGAAAGACUGAUUAGCCUGAGUGUGGAGGACAAAAAUGUUUCAGGACUACAGGAACAUGUAAACAUCACCAUAAAUGUUACCACGGUUGUAAAUGAAACCCAAAAGCCUUCGUGCCAGUUCUAUAAUUUUUCAACUGAAAAAUUUAGCCCUGAUGGCUGCGUAACAAGAUGGGAACGGAGUCACAUCACCUGUUCCUGUGACCAUCUCACAUACUUUAUUGUGCUCAUGCUGUCUGCCACACCCCCACCUCAAGACCUGGCUGCUCUCACAUACAUUACUCUGAUUGGCUGUAGUAUUUCUCUUUUUGCACUGGUCAUGACUGUUUUGCUCUUCAUCACAAACAGAAAAAUUAGAGCAGAUGUCUCCAUGAAGGUCCACAUCAACCUUGCAAUUGCCCUGAUCCUGCUCAACUUACACUUCCUCCCCAACCAGGCAGCGGCAGCACUGUUUAACGAUGGACUUUGUCUUUACAUGGGUCUGGCUCUUCACUACUCCCUGUUGGCUACUUUUAGCUGGAUGGCCAUAGAGGGCUUCCACCUCUACCUUCUCUUAGUCAAAAUCUUCAACAUCUAUUUCAAGAGAUACCUGCUGAAACUCAGUGUAGUCGGGUGGGGUAUUCCUGCUGUCAUUGUGUCAAUUGUGGUCAUCCUAGACACACGCAACUAUGGUAGUGUCAUUGUGGACUCAACUAUAAACACAUCGAUAUGUUAUUUAACUAAUAACACAGUGAAGAAUGGGACUACAAUUGGAAUGUUUUCCUUGGUGUUCCUCUUCAACAUGAUCAUGUUAGGGGUAACAAUCAAACGUGUCGUCAGUCUUCGCCGUAGUCAAGAGUUUGGACCGUGGGAUCGUAAUAGAGCCAAGAAAGACAUUUGUACCCUGCUUGGAGUCAUCACUCUUCUUGGCAUUACCUGGGGCCUGAUCUUCUUCUCGUUUGGCUAUCUGGCCAUUCCAGGCCUUUACGUUUUUUCCAUCCUGAACUCACUGCAAGGGUUCUCCAUCUUCCUGUGGUUUUUGAUGUCUUUGAGAAAGGCUGGAAACUCAGACCCUGUGAGGAGCAGUCAAAGCACCUAAACCUAAAACCAGAAAGUCAUGUGAAUUUGGAGGCCACGUCAGCACCUUGUGCUGUUCUUUUGUUUUUUGUUUUUAUUGUUAUUGUUAUUAUUAUUAUUUGUGUGUGUGUGUGUGUGUGUGUGUGUGUGUGUGUGUGUGUGGUUAUUCACUUCUCCUGUCAGUGGUUUUAAUCUUGUGAUUGAUCAGUGUGUAUUCAGGCAUGCAUUUAGCUUUGUCCGUCAGGAUUUUUUUUUCUACAUUGCGUGUGAUCUGAUCUGGGUUUGACAUGCAACUCACUUGAUAUUGAUUCUUGUACUUUAAAAGUUUCUCUGAUAAUGUGGAUUCUGUGGAUUAUACCUAUUGCGCUGGAUAUUGAAAUGUUUCCACAUCUGUUUAGUAAUAUUUUAUCAUGUAAACAUACGAGCAUAUAGCAUAUUGUACAUAAAUCUCUGGAUACAUUACUUUAAUAUUGGUUAGUUCUUCAACACUGACAGCUGGAAUUGUUACAAUCUUUAGUGGUUUCUACAACAUGGUGUUAGUGUGCAUUUUCGUAUUUCUGUUCUCAGACUGGUUUACUGCAGACUGAUGCACAGUCAAAUGUCCACAGAGGGUGAAAAAGUUUGACUGAGUUAUUACAGGGCCAUAAAAACAUAAAACCUCCAGCGGACCUAACACAAGUGCUGCUGUGUUUCGCUUACAUACAAUAAAUGAGAGCCAGCACAGCUCAGUGGUACUUGUCUAGUUUAUGUUGUUCACCUGAGAGGAAAGAACUACUCUUCUACUGAAUAUUAAUGUAAGUUUAUUUUCCUCUAUCUAAUGGGCUUGGGGUAUCUGUGUGGUGUUAGUGUGGAUAUACUAGUCACAACAUUCAUGUGAUAUAAGAUUAAUCUGACUGAAUUUUUAUACAAGACAUGUAAUUAUUUUCCUAAGUAUAUAAAAUGUAAAUUUUAGGUGGACUGUUUGGAUAAAUAGUGAAACAGCAAGAAUGCAAGAACGUGUGAAUUUAACUUUUUGAGUUUUCAAUGUUUUUGAUUUAUGAGUUUCUACUGUGGCGUUUGUUUAAUUUCAUUAUUUGUUACUGUGACUGGAUUCAUAUGCUAUGUCUGUGUGAGUGCAAAAACUUUAAAGAAUAAAAAAACACAUUCACACUCUA
Mugil cephalus (flathead mullet) is the source of this 2717-nucleotide messenger RNA. RefSeq names its product adhesion G-protein coupled receptor G1-like. Gene Ontology annotation, molecular function: G protein-coupled receptor activity. The transcript is spliced from 14 exons. The record is from RefSeq and is a predicted model, not a curated record. Gene Ontology annotation, cellular component: membrane. Bases 77 to 1585 code for a protein of 502 amino acids. NCBI's taxonomy places the organism in Eukaryota, Metazoa, Chordata, Actinopteri, Mugiliformes, Mugilidae. Gene Ontology annotation, biological process: cell surface receptor signaling pathway; adenylate cyclase-activating G protein-coupled receptor signaling pathway.